CUUUAGCGUAGUCCGGGAAAGAACGUUCCUUUCCCGGUAUUCCCUAAGAGGACAGCCAUGAGGUCAUGACUCCUGGGCGCGGGGUACGCCGGGAAUUGUAGUCCAGGUAGACAACUUUCCUAAAUCUCCGGAAGUGGAGGCGUGGGAGGCCGAGCCGAACUGGCUCGGAGUAGCGGAACUCCGGCUAGUGUUAGGACCGUGCUCUCGGGGCCGGUCAUGAACGGGCCGGCGGACGGCGAAGUGGACUACAAGAAGAAAUACCGGAAUCUGAAGCGGAAGCUCAAGUUCCUCAUUUAUGAACACGAGUGCUUCCAGGAGGAACUGAGGAAGGCGCAGAGGAAAUUGCUGAAGGUGUCCCGAGACAAGAGUUUUCUCCUAGAUAGACUUCUGCAGUACGAAAACGUGGAUGAAGACUCUUCUGACUCAGAUGCCACUGCAUCUUCAGAUAACAGUGAGACAGAAGGGACGCCCAAGUUGUCAGACACACCAGCCCCCAAGAGGAAGAGAAGCCCUCCACUGGGGGGUGCUCCCUCUCCCUCCAGCCUCUCCCUGCCUCCUUCAACAGGGUUUCCCCUUCAGGCCUCUGGGACCCCCUCUCCAUACCUGAGCUCGCUGGCUUCCCCUCCCUACCCCCCAUUCCCUUCUGACUACCUGGCCCUGCAGCUGCCCGAGCCCAGCCCCCUGAGGUCCAAGCGGGAGAAACGGCCCCGCCUGCCCCGGAAACUCAAGAUGGCGGUGGGCCCCCCCGACUGUGCUGUGGGAGGGCCGCUGACCUUCCCAGGCCAGGGUUCUGGGGCUGGGGUAGGGGCAGCACUGGCCCCACUGCCCCCUCCCAAGAUGCCCACCCCCACCAUCCUGAGCGCCGUCCCUCGGCAGAUGUUCAGCGACGCAGGCAGCGGGGAUGAUGCUCUGGACGGGGAUGAUGACCUGGUGAUCGACAUCCCGGAGUGACCCCCCUCUGGGUGAGCCCUUACCCAGGGCCCUCUGUGCCAGCACACAUAAGCCCCCAGCUUCCAUGGAUACGUUUAUUGACAUCCAGUUGCCAUGCUGCGGCUACUGACACAAUCAGAAAAGGCGUAAACAUGCACAAAUGUCCCCUGGAAGUGGGCCUUAUCAGAGAGGGCAGAGGUUCUGCCCUUACAUCCUGGCCCCAUCCAGGAGACUUAUUUAAAUGAGUGGCCGGGAGAAUCUGCCACCUCUCAGAGAAGCAGAGAUCCUGCAGUGGACCCCUCAUUUAAAAGGGCAGCUGUACAGGGCUAGGUGUUUUCAUUUUUUAAUGAUUCUGUAUUAAAGUAGUGGCUCUUUUUUGCC
Manis pentadactyla (Chinese pangolin) is the source of this 1311-nucleotide messenger RNA. RefSeq names its product INO80 complex subunit E (gene INO80E). Lineage: Eukaryota; Metazoa; Chordata; Mammalia; Pholidota; Manidae. Gene Ontology annotation, cellular component: nucleus; Ino80 complex. Gene Ontology annotation, biological process: chromatin remodeling. The record is from RefSeq and is a predicted model, not a curated record. Bases 217 to 951 code for a protein of 244 amino acids. The transcript has 7 exons.